Molecule: messenger RNA, 1509 nt
Organism: Symbiodinium sp. CCMP2456
Lineage: Eukaryota; Dinophyceae; Suessiales; Symbiodiniaceae
Source: the annotation of a GenBank genome assembly
AUGUUUGUCGUGCAAUUGACGCGUCCCAGGCCACGGGAGAAGCUCGGUUGGUGGUCUUGGCUGCAGGGGCUGCGGACGAGGUACAGCAAGGUGCCCAGCACCGUGACGGUGGACCAAUAUGUCCAGACAGGCGUUGUCACAGAGCGACCCAGGUGGUCUCCGUCUCGGGUGCUUCGACGGCCCCCGACUUCCUUACAAGGAGAUUCUGAGAGCAAUGUGGACUUCAGAUCCCCCGAAUACCGGGCCCGAGUGACCGCAGCCAAGAUGAUGGGCACCCUGAAAGCGAAGGAGCCCUCCCAAGUGCACCUGGACCAGUCGCUCUACGGCUCGGCCUUCGUCUUGCCACAGCUCGCGAGAUCCGCGUGCUGGCCGAAAGAGCUGACGGUGCUCGUGAUCAAGUCCUAUUUCUUGCUGCUUCUCAACUACGUGGCGCAGUUUGCCAUUUUGUACAUGAUCGCAAAGGAAGAGAUGAUCUGGGAUCUCUUCUCCGGCCAAAUGUUCUUGUGUGACUUUGGUACAGAUUCUCCUUCUUGCCCGGACGGGCCCAACUGCAUUGGCCCCGGCGGUACCGUCUUCACCUCGAUGAGGUACUACAGCUGGAACCAGUGGAUCUCCCGAACCUUUGCGAGAGACUCCAUGAGGGCAGUUUUCCCUGAGAAGGCUGCUGACAUCGGAAAGUAUGUGGAUCCCGGGGAGUACGGCGUGGAAAGUAAAAAUUGCCGCAUACUCUGCUGCAUGCUCUUUAUUGUCAGUGUGCUGGAUGACGUGAUCGGUACAUUCAACAUGGCCAGAGUUCUGGUAGACGUGCCCACGCGGGCGGACCUCUGGAUAGACUACGAGCCUCCCGGUGAGAGCUGGGCCAGCAAGGACCAUGCCAAGACCAUUGCUGGCAAGACUGAAAUCGACUUUGUGAAGCUGAAGAUCGCAGGAAUGCCCUUGUUCUGGAAGAUCGUGAACGUCGUCAUCAUCCUGCUGCCGAAGAUGAUUCUCUGGAAGGUCACCGCGCAAGCGGGGAUCUGUUUCCUAAUGGAGACCCAAGGCAUCGAGGAUGUGGUGGUCAACGCUGUGGGCCUUUCUUUCAUCCUCCAAAUCGAUGAGCUCCUGUGCUUGGAGCUUAUGCCCUGGUCGGCGGUCCAGAUCCUCCACAAGCUCGAGGUCCACCUUCUCGGGGAGAUCCAGGAAAUUGAAACCCUGGAUCAUCUGUCGGACGAGGAGCUCUUUGCAAAGAACCAAGAGCAAAUCGACAACUCCUGGAGUGUCAACGACAUCUACGAGAUGAUCCCUGUCAAGAUGGUGGUGGCCAUUGCCAUUGCGUCGACUUUCAUCUGGCACUACUAUGCCUUCCACUGCGUUCGCAACGAGGCUGGUGGCUCUGUCUCGCAUCCCAUGGCUCUGCCGAAGGGCACGGACUUGCCGCUGCUGAGCGCCUACCUGCUGGAGUUUGUGGGUUUCGAGCACGAGGAUUCUGAGUUCUGGACGAUGCCCUCCGUCCCUGGUCACGCUAUAUGA